Hordeum vulgare subsp. vulgare (domesticated barley) is the source of this 1814-nucleotide messenger RNA. Its product is annotated as probable magnesium transporter NIPA4. The coding region runs from base 167 to 1288 and encodes 373 amino acids. NCBI's taxonomy places the organism in Eukaryota, Viridiplantae, Streptophyta, Magnoliopsida, Poales, Poaceae. The record is from RefSeq and is a predicted model, not a curated record. Gene Ontology annotation, molecular function: magnesium ion transmembrane transporter activity. Gene Ontology annotation, cellular component: membrane. Gene Ontology annotation, biological process: magnesium ion transport. The transcript is spliced from 9 exons.
ACAAACUCCCUUCACCUUAAAAUUCUUACUUUGUUCCUCCGCCUUGCUUUUCCCUCCCGCUUCCGACUCCUCCCCCACCGCUCCCCAUGUCGGCGGCGUAGGUGGACACGGCGGAGCCGGUGGCGGAGUGUAGAGGCACGCGAGAGUCGUAGGCGCUCGUGAGGAGAUGGCGGCGCCCUCCUCUUCGGCCGGGUUCGGGGGCAUGUCGACGGACAACGCCAAGGGCCUGGCCCUCGCGGUGUCGUCGAGCGCCUUCAUCGGUGCCAGCUUCAUCGUCAAGAAGAUGGGGCUCAGACGGGCCGCAGAUUCCGGCGUCCGCGCGGGUUAUGGAGGGUAUUCUUACUUAGUGGAGCCACUUUGGUGGAUAGGCAUGAUUUCUAUGAUUGUUGGCGAAAUAGCUAAUUUUGCUGCUUAUGCAUUUGCUCCUGCUAUUCUUGUCACUCCUCUUGGAGCACUCAGUAUAAUAAUCAGUGCUGCACUUGCUCAUUCCAUUCUACAGGAGAAACUGCACACCUUUGGUAUACUUGGUUGUGUUCUUUGUGUAGUCGGAUCGAUCACAAUUGCACUCCAUGCUCCACAGGAGCGUGAUAUUGAUUCUGUAAGGGAAGUUUGGGAUCUUGCAACUGAGCCAGCUUUUCUUUCAUAUGCGACCGUAGUAGUGGUGGCAGCCUUGUUCCUUAUAUAUUUUGUUGUCCCUCAACAUGGACAAACAAACAUCAUGGUGUACAUUGGAGUCUGUUCUCUUCUAGGAUCUCUCACCGUUAUGAGUGUAAAGGCUCUCGGAAUUGCAUUGAAGUUAACAUUCUCGGGAGUGAACCAAUUAUUUUAUCCUCAGACCUGGGCUUUUGCUCUGAUUGUUGCUACCUGCGUAAGCACCCAGAUAAACUAUCUAAACAAGGCACUGGACACCUUUAAUACAGCAGUUGUCUCACCAAUAUAUUACGUGAUGUUUACCUCGCUAACAAUUAUAGCCAGUGUGAUAAUGUUCAAGGAUUGGGAUCGGCAAAAUCCAACACAGAUUGUGACGGAGAUGUGUGGUUUCGUGACCAUCCUUUCUGGGACAUUUCUCCUUCACAAGACGAAGGACAUGAAUGACAGUACUGGGCCGACUCUGUCUACACGGCGAACAAAGCAUGCUAGUCAGACUGCAUUUGCCAUCGAGGUUCUUCCACUAAAAUAUCAAGAUUGUGUGGAUGACGAGACCUUGCCAUUAUCACUUCCCAAGGCUGAUAAUCACUACCUAAUGCAAGAGCUUCCUCUUAGAUACAAAGACUUGAAUAUGACCUAAUGGAUAUUCCUUUGCCCAAGCGAAGUUUGCCAUGCACAGUUUCAGGCAGGAUUAGUUGAUGAGGAACUGAACUUGGAGGUUUUAUCUCAUCUUUGCUGUUGGAUAGAAUGAGGUUAUGGAAAUUAUAAGUUGAUAGUAUUAUCCUUGCUCCUUCCUGGAUGAGGAACGAGGGAUGAUGAUUUCACCUUUUAUAAGGAGAAAUGAGGGAUGCUGUCAAACAUGAGUUCAGUCAAGGGAUAGUUACUCGGGAAUACCAACAAGUUCUAGAAAACCGGAUGAAGUGUACUUACAUACAGUGGCAUCAUUUAUUAUUAUACCAUUUUUUCUCCAUUUUUAGACAGUCAAGCAGUUAUGCUGCAAUUUGAGCUUAUCUGAUUUUUUAGGAAGGUGUUAUAUAGGAAAAUCAAACUUCAUUCUGUUAUUAUUUUUACUUGUACCUACCUCAUAAAUUGCUGCCAGUUAGGUACCAACUGUUGUCUGUGUAAGUAUCAAUUCAUAAGUUUUGGCAGACAGCUGAUGAACCCAA